AUGGGGCAAACGGUAGGACGUAUGCCUGACACAUGGGACUGUUUAUUGGAGGAAAAAGAUCGUGUUUUGUAUUGGAGCGGCGAGGUUCUAUCGAGGGUGGCUGACAACGUAAAUCAAGAAGAAUCACUGUUGAUUGAUUAUGGACACGAGAGGAUCGACGAAAAAGUCGACUCGUGGAUUGAAUCGAGUCGCGCGCGAAUCGACAGAAUUUUCAGUAAACAUCCAAAUCUGUCGGAUGGAUACAAAGCUCGAGUAAUAAACGAACUGGAACAAAUCAAAGAAGAAUUAAGAAUAAAAAUGAUAAACGAUUACUGUCACGGCUACAAGGAUCUCCAGAGGUUCACGAGAAGAGUGGACCGAUUAGGAGAACGACAACGUAAGGUACAUGAGAAAAUUCAAGAACUUCAAAGUGUUUGCGAUGGAAACGUGAAAAAGUUUCAGAAAAAGUUCGGACCACUGCGAGCGAAAACGUUCAAAAACCUUACAAUAGGUGAAAAGAUGAUUUUUCAAGAUAAGAGACUAAAAAGACAAUUUGCUAAACAGGUGUAUAAUAUUGAUCACAAAAACGUGGAAGAAUGUGCUAAAUGUGUUGAUAAGUUAAUAAAAACCAUCGAAAAAGCUUCGCUUAAAUAG
Molecule: messenger RNA, 633 nt
Organism: Habropoda laboriosa
Lineage: Eukaryota; Metazoa; Arthropoda; Insecta; Hymenoptera; Apidae
Exons: 3
Coding region: 1-633 (210 amino acids)
Source: RefSeq, a predicted model, not a curated record